GAGCGCGCGACAUGCUGGGGUUUAUGGACUAUGUGCAAAACGCCUUCUACGAGGCCACGCACUGGAACCAUGACAACUCCUACUCCUACUUGACGGCCACCGCCCAAGCGCUCCUCGACUUCCAGACGCCUCGCGGCUUGUGCCUCAACCUCUCCUCCCUCUCGUCGCCCAAUUUCGCCACGUCAUACUCCAUCGGCACCAUUGGCGUCGUCGAUGGCUCUCUCUCCUACCUCUAUUCGUCUCUGGCGCUCGAUGCCAAGUCCAGGAGCAAUGAUAUAGACCUGCACCACCUCGUGCGAGGCUAUCGCCACUUGAAAGAGCUGAGGAGGCCGGAUGAGCCGUGGUGGUGGGAAAUAUGGCACGGGGGAAGGCGGGUAGAUCGGAAAGCUACGGCGCUCUACGGGCGAAUCUACCUACCGACCAACUCCCUCGAAGCGUUGUACCUUCGUAGAGUCUCACCGACGCGGCAGCUGAGGAUUGCUUGCGUCAGCGAUUCCAACGUGAGCAAUGGCGGGACGAUUCUCGGUGUGGUGCAAAACGACUAUGGCAAGUACAGCACGGAAUACCUGUACAGCACGGACAGCGCGCUGCUGGGGGUUCGCGGCCUCUACAACUUCGGGCCUGAUCCGAGAAACCCCACCGCGGAGGAAGCCAAGACUCUCAGCCCGGAACGUGUCAGCGGCAUGUUCAGCGCGGGUGCCGAGCUCUACUACGGCAUUUUGAACAAAAGCGGCGGGAUGAGCACUGGUCUGAGGUUCACGACGCUGCCGCAACACACGGGGUUCCCCUACACGAUGACGCUGACACUGAACCCGCUGAUGGGCAGCUUGUCUUCCACAUACGCGGUUAAAGCGGGGCACAAUGUCUCGCUGUGCUCUCGCUUCGACUUCAACUUUUACUCUUACGAAAGCGAUCUUCAGCUGGGCUGCGAGCUGUGGCAACGCAGGAAGGAGACGGAGGUGGAAGAAUGGGCGGCGCGGCUGAUCCGGCCCGAGUGGAAGCAACAGCAACAGCAGCAGCAGCAGCAGCAGCAGCAGCAGCAGCAGCAGCAGCAACAACAGCAACGUCACACGGCGGCAGACGACGACGUGUCGGGCGUGAUCAAGGCCCGGGUUGACCAGAAGUGGCGGAUAGGAGUGCUGUGGGAGGGACGCAUCAAGGAGCUCCUGUUCACCCUGGGCGCCAGCUUCGACCUGAAACGACGGGAGCAGAUCUUUCGGGCGGUUGGCGUCGAGGUGCAGUAUUCAUCCUAGCCCGAUCGCAGAUCCCGUCGGGGCGGAGGAAGCACGGGUUUUCCCAGGCAUGACACGAGCUGCCAAGGCGCGUUGAAACGGGGAAGGAUUGGUUGGAUUGCUAGACAGGGGGAGCGGGGGCGCGUCAGAGGCAGCAGCAGGCGCGACAGAAAGCGGCGAAUCGCGCGACUGGCGGGGCUUAGCGCGGCUUCCCCCUUGGGUCGUCGGACGGCGGGCGCCGGGCGUUCCUGCAGAAGCGGCCGGGCCUAGGGCGUAGUGUGUGUGCAAGCCCCAACCCAACUUUUGUGUGUAGGUAAAAAUAAUACCACCG
Messenger RNA from Aplosporella prunicola CBS 121167, 1563 nucleotides. RefSeq lists its product as uncharacterized. The coding region runs from base 12 to 1253 and encodes 413 amino acids. The record is from RefSeq and is a predicted model, not a curated record. Gene Ontology annotation, cellular component: SAM complex; ERMES complex. Lineage: Eukaryota; Fungi; Ascomycota; Dothideomycetes; Botryosphaeriales; Aplosporellaceae. The transcript has 3 exons. Gene Ontology annotation, biological process: mitochondrial outer membrane translocase complex assembly; establishment of mitochondrion localization; phospholipid transport.